ACGACGCGGAAACAAAAAGAAAAAAAGAAAUAGAAAAAGGAAAGAAGAGGGGAAAGCAGAGAAGACCUGAAAACUCUUAUUUUGUACACUGUAUUUCGAUUUUAAUGGAAUAUAUUGAGGAUAUGAGACAAAUGUUUUUAGCCACAUAACUUUAGAUUGAAAGUGAAUUAUCCAUCUACAUUUUGAUGAUAAACAUUUUUUGAAUUUUGCCCUUUUAGCGUACACACAUAGCUUGCUAGCUAGCUAGUUUGUUGGCUAGCCCUGGUUAUUUUAUUUUGUUUGAUUGUCGAUCAGAAUGGCAACAACUGCCCUGUACGCCUGCACGAAGUGUAACCAGCGUUAUCCGUUUGAGGAGCUAUCACAAGGACAGCAGCUGUGCAAGGAGUGUCGGAUAGCACACCCUAUGGUGAAGUGUACAUACUGCCGAUCAGAGUUCCAGCAAGAGAGCAAAACAAACACCAUUUGCAAGAAGUGUGCUCUGAAUGUCAAGCAGUUUGGAACGCCCAAGCCGUGCCAGUACUGCAAUAUCAUAGCAGCGUUCAUUGGGACCAAGUGUCAGCGCUGCACCAACUCAGAGAAGAAAUAUGGGCCCCCACAAACCUGUGAGCAGUGCAAGCAGCAGUGUGCCUUCGACCGCAAGGAGGAGGGCAGGAGGAAGGUGGAUGGGAAGCUGCUGUGUUGGCUCUGCACACUGUCAUAUCGUCGUGUCCUGCAGAAGACCAAGGAGCAGAGGAAAGGACUGGGUUCUUCCCACUCCAACUCUUCCUCCCUCAGUGAGAAGGAGCACCACUCCAGACACCACCACCAUCACAACCACCAUCACCAUAACCAACAUCAACACCGGCACAGCAGCUCACAGAACAAACUCAGCAGCAGCCUCAGCCCGGAGCAGGAACCAGGACUGUGGAAGCAGAGCCAUAAGUCAUCUUCGAUCCAGAACGACACCCCAAAGAAGAAACCCAAACUGGAAUCAAAGCCGUCAAAUGGAGACAGUAGCUCCAUCACUCAGUCUAUGGACUCUGGAGGAACAGACAACUUUAUCCUGAUAAGUCAGUUGAAGGAGGAAGUGAUGUCAUUAAAAAGACUUCUUCAGCAGAGGGAUCAAACUAUACUGGAGAAGGACAGGAAGCUGACGGAGCUGAAAGCCGACUUCCAGUACCAGGAGUCCAACAUGAGAGUGAAGAUGAACAACAUGGAGAAAGCGCACAAAGAGGCCGUGGAGCAGCAGCAGGCCAAGAACAGGGAGCUGCUGAAGCAGGUGGCCGCCCUGUCUAAGGGCAAGAAGUUCGAGAAGUCAGGGAGCACCCUGCUGUCACCAUGAACUCACUGGCAUCAUCACCCACGGCUCCCCCCCCCACCCACACACUCCAAAACACCAACCUAGAAUGGAGCAAAGACAGUUCUCCAUUUAACACCGAAUCCCUCUUGAGAUCAUAUUUAUUUUUUUACUGCUUUCCUUCCUUUGGAUUCCUUUUGUUUUGUUUUUGAAUUGGGGACGAAAUUGCAGGAGACAUCAGCUUGAAUCAUGAAUACAUUCAGUCCCCUCAUGUUCACCACAGGCGCAUUCUUUUCACUUAUGCACUUUCAUCUCACACACACAAUCACACACAGGCACACAUACAUUCAUUCUGACACUCGCACAUGUGGUCUCAAAUACAGAUGAUCGCAUAGGCACCUGCUCAUAUCUGCAGACGGAAUCUGCAUUACAUCAUGCCCAGUCGCACCAUGACUGUAAAACCACAGUCUCAGAAUGGAGCCUUCUGUAGUGUGACUGGUGUGUGAAAAUCAUAUUUUGUUUGUCACUCUUUAAGAGGAGCGUGUGGUGAAUUUUUGCUCCGUUCCCAGACUGCAGAAAUGUUUGGUGCACUGUGAGGAAACUGCUUGUAGGAGCAGUUGGGGACACUGAACAAUGAAAGUAAGGGGGGGAGGGGGGUGAAUCUGUCAACACCCCAGGUUCCAGGACAUUUUAUUUUUAUUGCUUACUAUGCCGUUUUCGCAUUUUAACAGACCUGCACAUAUCCUGCAUGUUGAUGCACAUUUUUGUUUUAUUUUUUUUUCCAUUGUGUUUUCCACUGAACGUAUUUUUUUAGUAGCUAUUGUAUACAAUUCAUUUUCUGAUGGAUAUAACUGCGUGAGCGACUGGGGGGGGCUGCGUUCAUGGCAUCCCGUAUGCAAGUGCGGAGCCGGAAUGGGGCGGCUCGAUCCGCGGAGUUUCCCACGGACCCGUCGCAUCGCCGUUCUGUUGUAGAAAGAACCGCUAUAUGCUUCACGACCCUUCGCCGGAAGACUGACUUUGCGGUCUCAUGUACUGUAACCUAAUUUUUAGAUGAAUUUCAAGAAUCAAGUGUGAAGGUUUCGACGGUUAAGGCCUUUGUGUAUUUAAAACUUGUUACUUGUAUCGGUUCCUAGUAAAUAUGUGUAAGGCGAAUUAUUAUAACAAACAAUAUACUUUUAAAAACAUCUACUUGACUUUUUACCGGUAUGUGGAGAGUAUGGGGCUGUACCUAAAGCUGGCUCGCACAUCCACUUUUAUACUUUUUUUUUUUGUUUGUUUUUUUUUUUCUCAAAACUGUUUCAGAAAUAUUAAAUCUGGUGAAAUGCCCUCUCCA
Molecule: messenger RNA, 2609 nt
Organism: Anguilla rostrata (American eel)
Lineage: Eukaryota; Metazoa; Chordata; Actinopteri; Anguilliformes; Anguillidae
Product: protein FAM76B-like
Exons: 10
Coding region: 296-1321 (341 amino acids)
Cellular component (GO): nuclear speck
Source: RefSeq, a predicted model, not a curated record